AUGAUGAGUGAUAUGCAGAAUAUGAUGACAGAUCAGCAAAAGUUGAUUGCAGAUAAUCAGAAUCGUGAUUUGGUUGUGCGGAAUUUAGAGAGACGGAUGGGACGGAUGGUGCUAGAGGAUGCAAGUGUAAAGAAAGCUAGUCGAGGAGAGGCUGAAAAGGAGAAGAUUGCCACAGAAACGAGUGAAAAAGGGAGAGUUGUUGAAGCAUCGGGAUCAAAGCAGCCACAGGCCGUGGUUGCAAAGCCACCGCCUCCAUUCCCUCAACGUCUGGCAAGACAGAAAGAAGAGGCUACUUAUAAGAAGUUUCUUGAUUUGCUUAAGCAGGUAAACGUGAACGUCCCCUUGGUUGAUAUGCUGCAGGGUAUUCCAAAGUAUACUAAGUACAUCAAAGAUAUUGUUGCAAAUAAGAGCCGUUUCACCGAGUAUGCCACAGUUGCACUCACUGAGGAGUGCACUUCUCGUAUUCGGAACAGGUUGCCCACAAAAUUGAAGGAUCCCGGAAGUUUCACAAUUGAGAUUUCUAUUGGGACACAGGUUGUUGCUCGAGCACUUUGUGACCUAGGUGCAAGUAUAAAUCUGAUGCCUUCGUCUAUCUUUCGGAAGCUAGGUUUGGGAGUGCCCAGACCAACCACUAUAGUUCUUCAGCUGGCAGACAGAUCGUUGGCAAGACCCGAAGGCAUUAUUGAAGAUGUAUUGGUACAAGUGGGGUCGUUGAUAAUUCCUGCUGACUUUGUGAUAUUGGAUUUUGAGCCAGACCCGGAAGUCCCAUUUAUUUUGGGGCGUCCGUUCUUGCCACAGGGAGAGCACUUAUUGAUGUAG
This is a messenger RNA of Lycium ferocissimum, 819 nucleotides long. RefSeq lists its product as uncharacterized. The transcript is spliced from 2 exons. The record is from RefSeq and is a predicted model, not a curated record. Lineage: Eukaryota; Viridiplantae; Streptophyta; Magnoliopsida; Solanales; Solanaceae. Bases 1 to 819 code for a protein of 272 amino acids.